Messenger RNA from Choloepus didactylus (southern two-toed sloth), 1254 nucleotides. It is a transcript of the gene TMPRSS11A, whose product is annotated as transmembrane serine protease 11A. The transcript is spliced from 10 exons. Gene Ontology annotation, biological process: proteolysis. The record is from RefSeq and is a predicted model, not a curated record. Gene Ontology annotation, cellular component: extracellular region; plasma membrane. NCBI's taxonomy places the organism in Eukaryota, Metazoa, Chordata, Mammalia, Pilosa, Megalonychidae. Gene Ontology annotation, molecular function: serine-type endopeptidase activity.
AUGUAUCGAGCAGCAGGACCUGGCAGCCAAAGAAGAGAUUUGAAGCCAUGGAUGAUUGCUCUUCUUCUUCUGUUAUCACUGACAGUGGUGGCAGUGACCAUUGGUCUUCUGGUUCACUUCUUGGUCUCUGACCAAAAAAUGGAGUAUUAUCAUGGCACCUUCAAAUUUUCAGAUCUACGAGUCAAUAGCAAUUCUGGACAAACCAGCACAUACCAAUUUAAGGACUUGUGGGAGAUAACUGAGAAUUUGGUGGAUGAGAUACUUAUAAAUUCAGCCUUGAAAAAGCAUUAUAUCAAGAACCAAGUGGUCAGACUUACUCCAGAGGAAGGUGGUAUGAAAACAGAUGUCGUUAUGGUGUUCCAAUUUCCCUCUGCUGAGCAAAGAGCAGGAAGAGAGAAAAGCAUCCAGAGCAUCUUACAUCAGAGGAUAAGGAACACAAGAGCCCUGCCAACACCUGCCUUGUCAGUUCAACAUAAUGUAAUGAGCUCAUCAACAGGGAAGCUAACUUUCCAAGCAUGAUGUGGUAAAAGAGUUGUUCCACUGAUAGUCAACAGAAUAAUGUCUGGAGACCUUGCAGCCAAGUCUGCCUGGCCUUGGCAGGCCUCACUUCAGCGUAAUGGCAUUCAUCAGUGUGGGGCCACCUUGAUUAGUAAUAUGUGGCUCAUUACUGCAGCACACUGUUUUAAGAAAAGUGCAAAUCCACAGCAGUGGACUGUUAGCUUUGGAACAACAAUCAACCCUCCCUUAAUGAAAAGAAAUAUCAGAAGAAUUAUUGUCCAUGAGAGGUAUCAUUCCCCUGCAAGAGAAUAUGACAUUGCUGUUGUGCAGUUCUCUCCCAGAGUCCCCUUUACCGAUGACACUCGCUGGAUUUGUUUGCCAGAGGCCUCUGCAUCCUUCCAACUGAAUUCAACUGUCUAUAUCACAGGAUUUGGAGCACUUUUCUACGGUGGGGAAUCACAAAAUGAUCUUCGAGAAGCCAGACUGAAAAUCAUAAGUGAUGAUGUAUGCAAGCAACCACAUGUGUAUGGCAGUGAUCUAAAAUUUGGAAUGUUCUGUGCUGGAUAUUUGGAAGGAAUUUAUGAUGCCUGCAGGGGUGAUUCUGGCGGACCUUUAGUUGCAAAGGAUUUCAAAGAUACCUGGUAUCUCUUUGGAAUUGUGAGCUGGGGAGACAACUGUGGCCAAAAGAACAAACCUGGAGUAUACACAGAUGUGGCUUAUUACCGAAACUGGAUUGCUUCAAAAACGGGUCUCUAA